AUGUCGGCCCGGCUGUCGAUUCAGUCAACCCUACGUGGGUUGACGAAUCCUUUGAAGCGCGCCUUUUCGACCACGACGCCCGCCGCCCAAGAGGACAGCAACGGCGCCUCCCAGCAGCAGCAGCGCCAGUCCACCAACAGCAGCCUCCUAUCCCUCAACCGUGGCGGAUCAUCAUCGUCGUCGUCGCGCCGCAACAGCAAUAACAACCACAGUGCUUCGCACAAGAACGACGAUGGCUCAACCCGCUCCUCCGAUGCCGCCUCCCGCAUCUUGAGCCGGUACAGGCAGCAGGGUCGCGCCGACUCCCAGGCCCUGCAGGCCACCCAGGACCGGCUGCGCGAGCAGAAGGUGGCGAACGACUACCUCCGCGAGAUGCCCCGACGCUGGAAGACGGGUGACGUCUACGCUCCGCACGAUCUGAGUCCCGUCGAGAUGCAGAAGUUUCGCAGGAGGAGGAUGCGUCAGACAGAUAUCAUUGAUGUUCUCGGUAUUAGACCUCAGGACAUGUACAAGAACUUCUCCAUGAUUAGAGAAUUCACAAACCCCACCGGGCAGAUCCUCUCGUCCAAACUCACCGGUCUGCGACCCGUUAACCAGCGCAAGGUGGCCAAGAUGGUCCGCAGGGCCAUCGGAAUGGGCAUCUAUCCCAGUGUUCAUGAUCAUCCCGAGAUGAUCCGCGACCGCUUCUUCCCGCAGCCCGGUGACUCUGGCAGGAGGUAG
This is a messenger RNA of Geosmithia morbida, 720 nucleotides long. Its product is annotated as small subunit ribosomal protein S18. Gene Ontology annotation, molecular function: small ribosomal subunit rRNA binding; structural constituent of ribosome. Lineage: Eukaryota; Fungi; Ascomycota; Sordariomycetes; Hypocreales; Bionectriaceae. Gene Ontology annotation, biological process: mitochondrial translation. The record is from RefSeq and is a predicted model, not a curated record. The transcript is spliced from 2 exons. Gene Ontology annotation, cellular component: mitochondrial small ribosomal subunit; ribosome. Bases 1 to 720 code for a protein of 239 amino acids.